Molecule: messenger RNA, 1743 nt
Organism: Didymodactylos carnosus
Lineage: Eukaryota; Metazoa; Rotifera; Eurotatoria; Philodinida; Philodinidae
Source: the annotation of a GenBank genome assembly
AUGCCAGUCAUAAAACAACCAUUUUUGAGUCAAUGUUCAGUCGACGAACGUGAGUUAUUACUUGACGAUUUCGAUCAGUUCACUUGUCAACAACCACAUCUUUUAAAAGAGACAACAAUCGAAAUCGAUAAUAUUCCUCAAUUUUUAAACAACACUGCAAUACAACAUAUCUAUCCAUUUAAUGGGACAGAUUCAUUUGGAGAACUUCUUCUGGAUGAUCAACAGUCAAACGAUCGCUCAAUAGAUAUGACAAAGUUCUCAGUAUCAUCGUCACUACCAGUUAUUACUCCUCAAUUAGAUACGCCAGAAUUCUUAAUUAAUAAUCCAUUUGCCAAUAGUACAUCUAAUGAUAACAAUCCUGUUGAUUAUCGACAACAACCGAAGGUACGACCGAACUUAUCAAGGAGAACGUAUUCGGUUUCUACUGCUAGACUUUCAAAUGACUUAUCAGAGGAAAUCAAUUCUUUCAGUUCCCUUCCAACUUCUCCGAAUCAUUCAGAAGAUUUUUCACAGUAUUUAACUCCACCACAAACACCAUCACAAUUGGCUGAUAUUACUGAAUGGUUGGUGGUUGACGAAGUAACAAGACGUAAACGACGUCCAUAUUUAUAUGAAUUUCUCAAACAAUUAUUGGAUAAUCCAAAAUAUCAUCACAUGGCAACUUACAUCAAUCGUCAGGAAGGCAUAUUUAAACUUCACUUACCAAAUGAUACUGCUGCUCUGUGGAAAUAUAUUAAAGGAAGAAAUAGUGGAAAUAAAAUGACCUAUGAUAAAUUGGCAAGAGCAAUCCGUCAUUACUAUCCACAAGGGGUAAUCAAGUCGAAUCCAGGACGAUUCACAUUUCGGUUUGGACCAAAAUCGGGUUUCGCAAUCGUCCUGGGAAAUAAACGUUCUCCAACUCAAAUAGCGCAGUCUGUUGACGAUUUAAACGAUCAUACUAUUUCUGCUGAAUUAAUAGAACAUAUUAUUCAAUAUGUUGCCGAUCAACAAGAAAUUGAAGCAUUUCGAAAUUUAUCGUUUCCAAAUGAACAAUUAUCCCGACCUGAUCAAUUGAUGUAUGAAGUGACAAACAUCUCGUCUUAUAUGGAGAAGCUUAAUACACUGAGUUUCAAACUGUUAUUCCCAGGAAAAACUAAACUAUUAAACGCCCAAAUUCAACAAGCGAAAGAAGCAUGUACAUAUUUAAGACAAUCGGAACAUUUAAAAAAGUUAUUGGAGAUUACUUUAACCCUUAUUAAUGAAUUAAAUAAAGCAUCUGCAAUACCACCAUUGCAAGGUUUAUCUCUGACGGAUAUCGAUAAACUUCAUGAAUUCAAGUCACCAAAAACACGUAUAUCAAUACUGACAAUAGUACGUCAAAUCUGUCAUGAUCAAUGUCCGCAAGUGUAUGAGUUGAAAAAUUCUUAUAGUUUAAUUUCAUUAGCAUCGAAAAUUGAUCUUAAUAUCAUAAAUAACGAAAUUAAUGAAUUACAAACACAAGUGGAUUGCAUUAACAUAUGGUUAAAGAAGUUUUACGAUGAAUCAUCUGGGGACAUUAACAAGAUUAAUAAUUUAAAUACUAUGAUGAUAUUUCUAACCGACUGUCGAACAAUUAUUCAAGAUUUAGAUCUAAAACAACGUGAAUGUUUGAAAGAAUUUCAUGAAACUAUUCGUUAUUUUGGUGAUGAUGAUAAAUCGAUAAAUUCAACUUAUUUCUUUGCAGUAUUUGCAAAUUUGAUACGUUCGUUCACCGUUAGGAAAUAG